AUGUCGAAUAUUAUGCCUCAAGUCAGAGGCUCCCCAAAAGGUACCACCUCAACUACCGUCUCAGAGGCUGCCGCGCGCCCAUUGAUCCCUGAAGAUGGUCUCACACAGGAGGCCGCCAAAGACAUUCUCAAGCGAACACUAUCUGUGAAAACGGCCAAUGCAGCAACCGAUAUCAUUUCGGAGCGAACCGGCCUCUCCAAAUCCCUGGGUAGUAAUCAGUACCCCUUACGAGACAUUGGACGGGGCAGCUGUGGGAGUGUCUUUGAAGUACCAGAAACCGUAUACGCCAUCAAGAAAGGGGCGGGGACCGAAGCCAUCUGGAACGACUUCAAUUUGACCAAUUGCGCCUACAACAGCUGCCUGACUUCGCUGGGCUUGUUCGAGUAUGCCUUUCGUGGACGUCGCGUCCCUCGUGUGCCCAAGGCACGAUAUUUCAAUGGACCAGACGCCGACGGGGUUUGGACUGCUAUCAUAUCAAGAUUCCCCGAGGCAGACCGGACCCGCGCCGCAGCAUUCUACCUUGACCAUAUUCUGCCUGUGCCUCGGGUGACACGUCAAGCUCUGGUCCGGCGAUUCUUCCAGCCAGACGAGCAAACCCAAUAA
This is a messenger RNA of Capronia coronata CBS 617.96, 603 nucleotides long. RefSeq lists its product as uncharacterized. NCBI's taxonomy places the organism in Eukaryota, Fungi, Ascomycota, Eurotiomycetes, Chaetothyriales, Herpotrichiellaceae. Bases 1 to 603 code for a protein of 200 amino acids. The record is from RefSeq and is a predicted model, not a curated record. The transcript has a single exon.